AGUCCUAUAAAAAACUUUCCCUCUGGUCCCCGACUUCUCCCUCUUCGCUUUCUACUUUGAAGAUUUCCCUUUAACAACUUUGUUCUUUUGUAAUUAUUCCCAUCCUAUCCUAAAUUUUUCGUUCUCUUGCUGCUAUCUUCCCAAGAUUUCUAUUUCAUUUCAACGGUUCUUCUAAAAAAAUGCCACAUUUCUACUUCAACUUCAACUACUCCUUUUUUUAACAACACCACUAAGCAAGAAGUACAUAUGUAUCACUCAGCCUGUCAGAAAAUACAAACAUUUAAAGAUAAAGAUGUCCUCGCAGUCCUAUAAGUAUGGUCGAGGUGGUGCUGACAACAUGGGGUCUGCUGGUCCAGGCAGCAUCGCCCCUUCCAGCAGUGCGCAGAAGACCACGUUCAUGAGUCACGCGAACGAGUCCACCACAGGAGCAGGAGACGACUCCACCGUUGGAAAAAAAUUAAGGCUUAUUACAGUACUUACUCUUAUUUAUAAUUUAUGUUUAUCUCAAGGUGAAGGUGAAGGUGUAUCUUUGAUGUAUUGUUUUCUCUCGUACUCGUAAAAGAAAAAGGUAUUGUUGUAUCUCUGAUGUAUUCUACUCGAGCCUGCAUCGUGCCGGACGGCGCGGCCUGGCCGCAGAGCCGCGGACCUAAACCUUGAACCUUGGAAAACAAAGUCGGUCAACUUUAGGAUACGCUACUUCUUCUUCUUCACAAGAGCAAAGAAGAUGAUGAAAAUAGUUGGUAAGGUUCUCUAAGAAUAGUGCAGUUUAUGGGUCAAACCGGCGCUCCGGUGUCCGGGCGAGGCAGCGGCGACGACAGCGUCGUCUUGACCGAGACUCAGUUCCUUAUGGCCGAUCCGGAUGCAGAGAUUGGCGAGAGUGUUCAGUUGACUGAGAGUCAGUUUCUUUUGGCGGACAAAAAUGCCGGAAUGACUAUGGUUGCUGGAGGCAGCAUGAACGCUACCACUUACUUGCCGCGUGCUUCGGAACAAGGUUAAGGCAUUUUUUGGUUUUGUGAAGAUGUGCUGCUGGGUCAGGCUACAGUACUAGUGCUAAGUAGGUCUAGUUGUUGUACUUCUAUUCGUCCGGCGUAGAAGCGGUCUACUACUACUUCUUGUUGUUCCGACUUCUAGAAAUUCUACUGUGUUGCAUACAGCCCUUGAUGGCGUCCUACCCUUUGAUACGUCCUCUUAGGGGGUAGGACGCCAUCAAGGGCUGAAGCUGAUCUAGUGAACCUGCCUCCUCCUCGUCCUUGCUUUUCUAUUGACCGAUACUACGAGCGAUGAGUGUGUCGAUUUAUUCGAUAAACUGAAAUAACCGAGUUACUGACUGAAAUAAGGGAGGCACUAGCUUAUAGCGUCAAGGCUACCUUUCCUUCUCGUCAGUAUCUCGGUUAUUCUGAUCAGAUACUCGCUUAUUUCAGUUUUUCGAGUACGUCUAAACACCUCACGACCUGUUCCUCCUCUUCAGGAUGCAAUAAUCAGGGACUACAAGGACUGACAACGUCUUUACAAAUAAGAUAGAUGGAUCCUACUCGUCCUACUCGACGUCCUUGACAGACCACUUGCCUCUCUACUAAGAAGCUUAACAAGGUAGUUAGCCUGCCCACCUUCUUGUCUAGUACCUUGUGAAUUCGCGAAUUUUUCUUUUUUUUCGUUCUAAUCCUUAACCACAAGAAAGAGUUCUGCGGCUUUCGUGGAGUACAAAAGCCAGUCGCCGAACGCACCCUACGACCCUGACUAUGAGGGUAUCCCGGUCAUCACACCCACCCAAAGCGACCCGCUUCGUCUCGCGUUUGCGCGCAGAGUGCUCCUCUACACUGCGAUUUCGACACUCAUCUCUUUCGGGAUUAUAGUCGGCAUGAAGGCGCUUGCAUUUUGCCGUGACUUGCAUCAGAGGGUGCCGCAUGAUGACAAUUGGCGUGACCCGAUUACAAGAGCUGACGAGCUGUACCUACGCCAGCUAGGUUUUACAUGCCUGGCUGAUUUCAGAUGGGGAGAAAAGAGUCACAAGUACGCCAAUGACAUGCGCAUCAUCCAUAAAAGACGGUGGAGGGCUUCCCUCGGUGUCCUGAUCACCGGCAUUGUGCUCGCUAUUUGUCUUGCACUGGUCGCGAUUUUGCCUGGCCCGGUCGCAAGAUUUCGGAAUGCCAUGCAUUCGAAGAGCUGGCUCUCAGUCUUAAUGUUAAGGCUCACACUAACGCUAAAUUCUGUCUGUCUCUACUGCUACUACUAACUAAUCAAUGACUAACUAACUACUAAAAUCAAUACACUGCUACUACUACUAAAAACUACUAAAACCAAUCAAUACAUCGAUCUUCUUCCAAGGCAUCUUCCUAGAGAGACUUUUCUUCAAGGAGAAAAGAAAAACAAAAAAUGCUCUCACUUAAAUUUCCCAAAAAUAGGAACAACUGUCGCGGCAACCUGCUCUAAUGAGAACGUUCGCGGUUGCGAUUGUUUAUGGCAUGAUCAUGCAGUUUAUGGCGAUUGCAAGUCAGUGGAGUGAUUUCACCUUGGGCGUUGGAGGUGUUGCCAUGGUCAAUUGCCUCAUGGUGGUUAUGAGUUUUACAACGCGUACGCCGACGUCCCCCACGAUUGCGCUAUGGUCGAUGUUCUUCGUGGCCUUCUUCAGUCUUUUUAUAUGCUCCUUUCCGCUUCUCCCGCUUGUCGAGACUGCAGAGUACUACAACUACUACAUCAUAUUUAUAUUUUUUUUGCAUCAGCUUCUAGGAAUAGAGCUUCUAGGAAUAGAAUGUCGAUUCAUCCAAUUUUGAUGAAGUAAGUACAACUUCUGACAAGUGGUAAACACGUUGAAAUAGAUCAAUCUUUUCUACUCAAUCCGAACAGUAUUCGAAAACUCAAAAUAAGCGAGCUACUGACUGAAAUAAGAGAGUCUUGACUACGUUUCUCUUCUUUCAGUAUCUCCCUUAUUUUCAAUAGUUACUCGGUUAUUUCAGUUUUUCGAGUAGUACUCUCUUUUACAAGAACUCUCUCACUCUCCUCAGCUACCCCAUGGGUUUCGUGCUGAUGAAUAUUCUGUAUCUGUUUCUGUACUCAAUGUUCUUCUACAUGGGCUUUUACCGAUUGGUUUCGGGCAGACAUAGCCGUUAUCAAUUCGGAGUGGAAGAGGGGGCAUGGGCUGCUUACAUUCUCGCGGUCGAACCGUGGGAUAUCGCUUACAGCAUGCUCUGCACUAGCUGUGGCAAAGGCGGUGGCUGCUAUUCCAAAGCAGGAAUGAAGAGUCGAAGUAGUAAAUAAAAUGGACACCAAGGAGCACAAAGGAUACGAACUACUGACUCGUUACUUACAGUAAAAAGUAAAAUGGACACCAAGGAGGAGGAGCACAAAGGAUAAGGGAAUGUAAAUGAGUUUGAGCAAUCUUUAGAACUGCACAUAUGAUAGGACAUUGUCCUCGUGAUAUGAAACUGAAUACUUACUUCUACUUGUCUGUCUUGUAAAUGAAAAAAAGACAACUAUUAAGGUCCUACAACACCGAUUCAUUGAACUUCUUUUUACGGACUGUACAUCAAGUUAGACAUAAAAUGUACAGUUGUAUCUCAACUUGAGGAAACCAGUAGUAUAAUUUGAUAACUAAUUGUACUUCUGAUUUGUUUUAUACAUUAUCGCACGGGAGAUUGGGAGUCCAAAUUACUGAGUUCUUCGAACAUGGAUAACAUGCUUUAAUUUGAGCUGUAAAAAUCUGCUAGAUGAGAUGUAAAUUCAAGGGGUCGACGUUACGGAUUCAGCUAUUGGGCCGGCCUUACCAGGCGCCGGCUAUCACGACCAAGAUGAUCAUGAUGCGCACGCUGUCACAACCUCUGUGUUUUCUAUUGAUGUGCGAGCUUCA
Molecule: messenger RNA, 3844 nt
Organism: Amoebophrya sp. A25
Lineage: Eukaryota; Dinophyceae; Syndiniales; Amoebophryaceae
Source: the annotation of a GenBank genome assembly